CUCCGGCAAUCAAUGAAUUGAGCAAAUGAUUGGCUACAUGCAUGUGUAUAACAUCAAAACAGGCCUACAUAUUUAAACUUUAUGCAGGUAUCAUGUACUAUGCACAUAUUAUGUAUGUAUGCUCUUCAAUCGUGCCUCGGUCCACAGACACAUGCUCUUCAUUAAGUCAUCCAUCUAUUUUCACUGGUCAGGUAUUGUACCUAAUUUCUGAGUUUCAACAAUAACAACAAACAACAACAUCUUGAGAUCCGAGAAACGAUAUUAUGAAUUUCAAUGAUUAAACUUUUCGUGUCACGAUACUGAAUACAGAAUACAUCCGAUGGUUUCGAGCCCAUUCGUUUCUGAUACUUUUGACUUAACAUGGCGCCAGUUCAACGGAAGAACGCGCCGUCCACCGCCGCUGAGAUCUCCCUCCUUCACCUCAAGAGUUGUCUCGUCAACCUUCCCACGUCUUUGGUGAACCUACUUGUAACAAUUAAUACGCCCGCUCAGAAUGUUGUCGUCGAACUUAAUUAUCGCGUUCCCGCGCCCGUCAACGGCGCCUCCCAAACCAAUGGCACGUCAUCAUCGCAACGGUCGCUCUAUCUUGGAUGGACAGGAAUGCCGAGUAAACGCAAGAUAGCCCCUAUAGUAGACCGUGAUGGUAUAAGUGCUUCACGUGGAAGCGGUAGGGACCAAGAGGUUGCCUCAGUUGAGUUGGAUGCUACUUUGGCCGCCACUCUAGGAUUGUCAGACGGCCAGAAGGUUAUGGCUAUAAUACACGUCGACCCCCCGUUAGCGCACACCAUUAAUAUCGAGCCACUAACCCCGGAAGAUUGGGAGAUUAUUGAGUUGCAUGCGACAUUCUUGGAAUUGAAUCUGCUUUCACAGAUCCGCGCUUUACCGAACCCUACGUAUACCGCUACACCGGGCCAACCUCCUAUUCCGCAUCCGUUGACCCUCCACCUCUCACCCACUUCUACAGCCAAUAUCAAAGUCGUGUCCCUCGAUCCAGCUCCUGCGGGAGACGUUCCAUUCGUAAAGAUUGCUCCCGAUGCCGAGGUCAUUGUUGCGCCUAAAACUCGAUCCAAGCCAUCUAAAAAUGGCCGCGAGGACCGUAGUGUAGGGGGCACAUCUAGACGAAGUGCCAAGAGCUCGGCUAGCACAGUUCGUAGAAAGAAUGCCCGUGAAGAGAAGAAACCUGCCAUGUUUUUGAGAGGGGUUGAUCGCGAACUGUGCACGGAAUGGUUCGACGACGAAUCUGCAACCCAGGAUUUGAGUGUGUGGGUCGACCGAGACCUUCUACUGUCGAAGGAUUUCCGAGGUGUCACUUGGGUUGUUGUCAAUGUCGUCAAGCCAGCUGGACUUCAACCUCCACUGGAUCCUCAGAAACAACCAGAAAAUAUCGCCAAUACCGAUGUGGUCAAAGCGGCUGAGAGGGUCGUUGCGCAACUACGACCAUGGGAUGACCCUCCCAGCACACAGACUAUCGCUCUUUCGACUCCGUUGUGUGCCAUGCUUGGCUGCCCAAAAAUUGUUGGGGGCGUUGUAAAAGUUGAGCCAGCACCACCACCUCUAUCGCGCAACGCCGUUCAAAAAUUGAAGUUGUCUCCAUUUUCAAAUGAAAGUCCGAAGUCUUCAGAUGGCUUAAAAUUUGGAGGAGAGUCAAAGGCUGAAAAAGAGGAAGCCUCCAAACGCAUAUUACAAAUAUAUGGCCAGAAAGACCGGACCAAUGGCCUUUUGCGCGGCCCUUUGACAGAUGGGAUGAUACUACCGGUAUACGCGAGCCUCGAGUUAUCCAGCGGCUGGGAAGGUGGCAUUGCAAAACUCGAUGCUGCAAACAUUGACUCGGGCUCCAAGGACGUGAACUGGUAUCUUGCAUCUGACAAAAAUGUGCCGAUCGAAAUGCAACCACCGGUUCCCCGCCCGGCGUGGCUGGACGAAGAUGAUAUAGGCGAAAGUCUUCUACUGGGCGACUCGACCCUGGUUGGGAUUGAUUCGCUCCUUACCGAUUUGAAAUCUCAUCUCUCACACAUGUCCUCUGUUCUCUUAACCGGUGCCCUAGGGGCCGGCAAGACAGGGGUUGUCCAGUCUCUGGCCCAGACGUUACGAGACGAGCAUCUAUUUCAUACAACUUAUUUUCCAUGCCGAAGACUUGUCAACGACGAAAGCAGAAUAUCUACCAUCAAAGAAAGACUAAAUAGGAUCUUUAUGAGCGCAAGCUGGGGUGCGAGGCUUGGCGGGAAGUCACUUGUUAUUCUCGAUGAUUUAGAUAAAUUGUGUCCGGUUGAGACGGAAUUGCAAGUAGGAAAUGACAAUGGCCGGAGCCGACAAGUUAGCGAGACAAUCAGCUCGAUUGUGCGACAGUACUGUGGGCGCGAUAAGGGAGUUGUUCUUCUCGCAACAGCUCAGGGGAAAGACUCGCUUAAUAAUGUAAUCAUUGGAGGCCAUGUCGUUCGAGAGAUUGUUGAUCUAAAGGCUCCUGAUAAGGAAGCACGGAGACAAGUUUUGGAAACGGUUGUUAGGCAACAAACUGUGUCUCCUGAAGCUAUGCGAGCGCCUAUCUCGAAUGGAAGUCGCCCCACGACUGCGGAUGGGAGUGUAGGUGGUGAUGACAAUGGUACUUGGAUGGAUGGGGGCGACCAACGUAGCCGCGGCAAUUCAGCGUCUCCUGGACCAAGGUCGGAUGGCUUUCUGCUGGACCCUGACCUUGACUUUCUUGAUCUUGCUGGAGACACUGAUGGCUACAUGCCAGGAGACCUCAUACUCCUUGUAUCCCGAGCCCGGAACGAAGCUCUGAUACGUUCAGUCACCGAAGACUUGUCUAAGGAACCAUUUGAUAUUGUUCAACUCGGUCGUGGCGAUUUCGAUAAAGCUCUCAAAGGCUUCACCCCAGCAUCUCUUCGUAAUGUUCCAUUGCAAACUUCUACUACGACUUUCGACUCAAUCGGCGGUCUAAAGGAAACACGACAAAUCUUACUCGAGACAUUACAAUACCCCACCAAGUAUGCACCAAUAUUUGCACAAUGUCCUCUCAGGCUGCGGUCUGGACUUUUGCUGUACGGAUACCCUGGCUGCGGCAAGACUCUUUUAGCAAGCGCUGUGGCUGGUGAAUGCGGUCUCAACUUCAUCUCAGUCAAGGGCCCAGAAAUCUUAAACAAGUACAUCGGUGCCAGCGAGAAAAGUGUUCGCGAUCUCUUCGAGCGUGCCUCGGCUGCUAAGCCAUGUGUACUGUUUUUUGACGAGUUCGACUCUAUUGCACCCAAGCGAGGGCAUGACUCAACUGGUGUUACCGAUCGGGUGGUAAAUCAACUUUUGACGCAAAUGGACGGUGCAGAGGGUCUGUCUGGUGUCUACGUCCUGGCUGCAACAUCUCGACCAGACUUGAUCGACCCAGCAUUACUUCGACCAGGUCGUUUAGAUAAGAGCUUGUUAUGUGGCUUUCCAGAUGUAGAGGAUCGAAUCGAUAUCUUGCAAGCGUUGGGUAAGAAAGUCAAGCUCAAUCCGGAGAUUCUAUCGUCGGAUGAAGGUCUCCUCGAACUUGCGAGACGCACCGAAGGCUAUUCUGGUGCCGACUUGCAAGCGCUUAUGUCGAAUGCUCAGCUGGAAGCUAUCCACGAUGUACUGAACGACAUGGAAUCACAAGACUCAGGUACCAAACGUGGAGCUGGAAAUACCCGGGCCAAAUCAGAAACUCCAGCGCGGGCCCGGAAUUUUGUGCAGUUUCGAUACGGGUUGGAGAGUGCCUUAGCUGAGGCAGAAGACCGAGCGAAGAAGGGAUAUAACAAGUCGGCUCAACUGGCCGAAGACAUUGCGAUUGCAGCCAAGCUCGCCGAAAUCAAAACGGCUAGAAAGCAAACCAAAAUGGUUCAAAAGGGACCAAACCACGCCGCUGGAGAGCAUGCUGGAAAAGGCAAAGAAGGAAGUAAUACCGAAGUCCUGAUUGGCUGGAAACACAUGAUAAAGGCAUUGGGGUCUACGAGGGCCAGUAUUAGUCCCCAGGAGAAGAAUAGGUUAGAGCGGAUAUACAAGGAAUUCGUAGUCGGACGCAGCGGUGAAAUGCGCGAUGGACAAGGCAGCAUGGAAGUUGGUGGACGCAGUAGUCUCAUGUAGGCAUGACUCCUUAUGUUACCUACCAAAGUAUAUAUAUAUCUACCUAAGGAGCUUUUAGAUGGAGGAAAGCGUAAGCCAAAAAAAAGUUUUGAUAUAUCAAUUUACUUACAUACAUAAUAAUGAAGUAUAUAUUAGCUA
Hypoxylon fragiforme is the source of this 4230-nucleotide messenger RNA. Its product is annotated as AAA-domain-containing protein. Gene Ontology annotation, molecular function: ATP hydrolysis activity; ATP binding. Gene Ontology annotation, cellular component: cytosol; peroxisome; peroxisomal membrane. Gene Ontology annotation, biological process: protein import into peroxisome matrix. The transcript is spliced from 2 exons. The record is from RefSeq and is a predicted model, not a curated record. NCBI's taxonomy places the organism in Eukaryota, Fungi, Ascomycota, Sordariomycetes, Xylariales, Hypoxylaceae. Bases 361 to 4092 code for a protein of 1243 amino acids.